GGGGAGAACUUUGCGCUCCGAGCGGAACCACCCUUUGCUGGCCAGUCGCUUCGCUCCUCCGAGGAAGCCAGCGGCCGCGGCCACAGAGCGGAAAGAGCACGAAAGAAAGGAAGAGAGGAAGAGGCCAGGGGAGAAGAAAAACGAAGCCAGGUCUCGGGGAGCCGGCGGAAGGGUGGCCAUCGGUGAACAAACGAGGAUUUGGCUUCUCUUCCGCACCCCGGGCGUGAACGCCUCCCGCGCGACCCCAAGGAAAUAAGUGGGUCUCGCCUGGGCAGAAAGGGAAGAAAAAAUCCAAGUGAGCGCUCUGUCUCCUCGGUCACCGCUGCCCCUAGGAACUCCGGCUGCUGCUCAGCCCAACCUCCCCGUGGGGCCGGACGCAGUGCCCGGGCCGCCCUGCAGAUGGGCCGGGCAGGGAACGGGCGCCCAAGCCGCGGGUGACGAGCGCCCGCCUGCCCGGCUCCGCGCAGGCACCGGGCGGGCAGAGGAUGCGAGGCGCAGGAGCCUGGGAGCGGGGUCCGAGACUGCCCAGGGCGCGCUAGCUCCCACCUGGAUGGCCCCGAGACCGCUCCGGCCCCUGGGACCUCCAGACCGCGAGGCGUGAGCUGCCGCGGCCCGGGGGCGGAGACCUCAGGCGGCGGCUGCCGCGGUGGCGAGCCGGGCGCAGGAGGGCGCGCGCUAUCUCCCUGCGGGCCUCAGUAAUGAGGAGACUGAGUUUGUGGUGGCUCCUGAGCAGGGUCUGUGUGCUGCUGCCGUCGCCCUGCGCUCUGGUGCUGGCCGGGGUGCCCGGCUCCUCCUCGCACCCGCAGCCCUGCCAGAUCCUCAAGCGCAUCGGGCACGCGGUGAGGGUGGGCGCGGUGCAUUUGCAGCCCUGGACCACAGCCCCACGCGCGGCAAGCCGCGCUCCGGACGGCAGCCAGGCAGGCGCCCAGAGGGAUGAGCCUGAGCCAGGGAUUUGGCGGCCCCCGGCGCCCUCUCCGGGCGCACGCUGGUCGGGGAGCGCCCUGCGUGGCCGGGGGCUGCCGGGCGCCCGAAAGCCCGGGGAGGGCGCGGGAGCCGAGACCCUGUGGCCUCGGGAUGCCCUUCUCUUCGCCGUGGACAACCUGAACCGCGUGGAAGGGCUGCUGCCCUACAACCUGUCUUUGGAAGUAGUGAUGGCUAUCGAGGCGGGCCUGGGCGAUCUGCCGCUCCUGCCCUUCUCCUCGCCUAGCUCGCCGUGGAGCAGUGACCCUUUCUCCUUUCUGCAAAGCGUGUGCCACACCGUGGUGGUGCAGGGGGUAUCCGCGCUGCUCGCCUUCCCCCAGAGCCGGGGAGAGAUGAUGGAGCUCGAUCUGGUCAGCUCUGUCCUGCACAUCCCAGUGAUCAGCAUCGUGCGCCACGAGUUUUCACGGGAGAGCCAGAAUCCCCUUCACCUACAGCUGAGUUUAGAAAAUUCAUUAAGUUCUGAUGCUGAUGUCACGGUCUCAAUCCUGACCAUGAACAGCUGGUACAAUUUUAGCUUGUUGCUGUGCCAAGAAGAUUGGAACAUCACCGAUUUCCUCCUCCUUACGCAGAAUAAUUCAAAGUUCCACCUCACGUCUGUCAUCAAUAUCACUGCCGACCUUUCCCCAGCCGAGGACCUCCUGGCCUCCCUGCACGUCCAGCUGGAGAGCGUCAGGAACAGUGCUCCCACAGUGGUGAUGUUUGGCUGCGACAUGGAAAGUAUCCGGAGGAUUUUUGAAAUUACCACCCAGUUUGGGGUAACUCCUGCUGAGCUUCGUUGGGUGCUGGGGGAUUCCCAGAAUGUUGAGGAACUGAGGACAGAAGGUCUGCCCUUAGGGCUCAUUGCUCAUGGAAAAACAACACAGUCUGUCUUUGAGUACUACGUUCAAGAUGCCAUGGAACUGGUCGCAAGAGCUGUAGCCACCGCCACCAUGAUCCAGCCAGAACUUGCUCUCAUUCCGAGCACAAUGAAUUGCAUGGAUGUGGAAGCUGCAAAUCUUACUUCAGGACAAUAUUUAUCAAGGUUUCUAGCCAACACCACUUUCAGAGGCCUCAGUGGUUCCAUCAGAGUAAAAGGUUCCACUAUCAUCAGCUCAGAAAACAACUUUUUCAUCUGGAAUCUGCAACACAACCCCAUGGGAAAGCCUGUGUGGACCCGCCUGGGCAGCUGGCAGCGGGGGGAGAUCGUCAUGGAUUAUGGAAUAUGGCCAGAGCAGGCACAGAGACACAAAACCCACUUCCAACACCCACGAAAGCUACACCUGAGGGUGGUGACUCUGAUCGAGCACCCAUUUGUCUUCGCCCGGGAGGUGGAGGAGGAGGGCCUGUGCCCCGCUGGCCGGCUCUGUCUGGACCCCGUGACUAAGGACUCUUCCAUGUUGGAUCGUCUUUUUAGCAGCCUCCGUAGUGGUAAUGAUACAGUGCCCAUCAAAUUCAAGAAGUGCUGCUAUGGAUACUGCAUCGACCUGUUGGAAAAGCUGGCAGACGACAUGAGCUUCGACUUCGACCUCUACAUUGUUGGGGAUGGCAAGUACGGAGCCUGGAAAAAUGGGCAUUGGACUGGGCUGGUGGGCGAUCUCCUGAGCGGUUCAGCCCACAUGGCAGUCACUUCCUUCAGCAUCAAUACUGCACGGAGCCAGGUGGUAGAUUUCACCAGUCCUUUCUUCUCCACCAGCCUGGGUAUCUUAGUGAGGACCCGAGACACAGCGGCUCCCAUUGGAGCCUUCAUGUGGCCACUGCACUGGACGCUGUGGCUGGGGAUUUUCGUGGCUCUUCACAUUACUGCCAUCUUCCUCACUCUGUAUGAAUGGAAGAGCCCCUUUGGCAUGACUCCCAAGGGGCGGAAUAGAAGUAAAGUCUUCUCUUUCUCUUCGGCCUUGAAUGUCUGCUAUGCCCUCCUGUUUGGUAGAACAGCAGCCAUUAAACCCCCAAAAUGCUGGACUGGAAGGUUUCUGAUGAACCUUUGGGCCAUUUUCUGUAUGUUUUGCCUUUCUACCUACACAGCAAACUUGGCUGCUGUCAUGGUAGGUGAGAAGAUCUAUGAAGAGCUUUCUGGAAUACAUGACCCUAAGCUACAUCAUCCCUCCCAAGGCUUCCGCUUUGGAACGGUCCGGGAAAGCAGUGCUGAAGAUUAUGUGAGGCAAAGCUUCCCGGAGAUGCAUGAGUACAUGAGAAGGUACAAUGUACCAACCACCCCCGAUGGAGUGGAGAAUCUAAAGAAUGAUCCAGAGAAACUAGACGCCUUCAUCAUGGACAAAGCCCUUCUGGAUUAUGAAGUGUCAAUAGAUGCUGACUGCAAACUUCUCACUGUGGGGAAGCCGUUUGCCAUGGAAGGAUAUGGCAUUGGUCUCCCACCCAACUCCCCACUGACCUCCAACAUAUCUGAGCUCAUCAGUCAGUACAAGUCCCAUGGGUUUAUGGACGUGCUGCAUGACAAGUGGUACAAGAUGGUUCCCUGUGGCAAGAGGAGUUUCGCUGUCACCGAGACUUUGCAAAUGGGCAUCAAACAUUUCUCUGGACUCUUCGUGCUGCUCUGCAUCGGAUUUGGGCUGUCAAUCUUGACAACCAUUGGUGAGCACAUAGUGUACUGGCUGCUGCUCCCACGAAUCAAGAACAAAUCUAGGCUGCAGUACUGGCUCCACACCAGUCAGAGAUUACACAGAGCACUAAACACCUCAUUUGUAGAGGAAAAGCAGCCACGUUUGAAGACUAAACGUGUGGAAAAGAGAUCCAGUGUGGGACCCCGUCAGCUCACUGUGUGGAAUACAUCCAGUCUGAGUCAGGACCACCGACGAAAACACGUGUUCCAUGAGGAGGGGGGAAAACAGCAGCUGGGCAUCUGGACCCGGGAGGACAUCCCACUCCCACCGAGAAGAGAGUUGCCUGCCUCACUGACCACCAACGGGAAAGCAGACUCCCUGAACGGGGCUCGGAACUCAGUCGUGCAGGAGCUCUCAGAGCUCGAGAAGCAGAUCCAGGUGAUCCGUCAGGAGCUGCGGCUGGCUGUGAGCAGGAAAUCAGAGCUAGAGGAAUACCAAAGGACAAACCGGACUUGUGAGUCCUAGGUGGUCAUGCGGCUCCCCAUUCUCAGAUCCUCAUGUUCCUAUGAGCUCUUGAGACCCUUGGUAGUGCCCUUCUGUAACUAUGACAAAGGUGUGGGGAAACCAAGGUCUAGGUGUUCUCAGAGGUCAAGUCUGCUCUCUGUAGCCUGAAAAGCAACAGAAGCUCUUCUCAAGCUCUCUCUCCAGGUCUCCCGGGCAGGAGUCUUUCAGAGCAGGGAUGGUAAAUUAAGCAGGAGUAAACUCCAUGUCAGGGAUCUGGGAAUAACCAGACACCCCCAGCUCCUGUUAACCUCUCACCAGGUGCCACAGUAAUAUUUCUGGUUUUUAGCCCUUUCUCUGCACUACUGACAACAAGAGAUAAAAUUGUUACAAAUACCUGUAUCUUACUGAGUUGUUGAUUUUAAUGUUAGUGUAGAACAGGAUUAUCCAGGGUUGUGCCUUGUGAUACAACUCCGCACUCUAGGUGUGUUCCUACAUUUUAGAUGGGGAACCAGGUAAGAGGUAGAGAAACCAAGGACUGGGGCAGGGAGGUGAGUCGUUUAAAAAAGGAACCAAAUUCAUGAAUACUGCAGCAGGGCAAGGUUGACUUGAUCAGGCAAGAGCCCUCCUUUUGAGAGAGUCCUGGAUCUCUCACACCAUCCUAACAUUUAGUAGGAACACAUUCACAUGCCACAAUGAAAGGGGUCAGGGGUGUGGUGAGCAGGAACAGAGGACAGGCAGAAGAGUCAUUACACCGUGUAUUUAGAACAAAAGCUGUGGGCCAGAAGAGCAAUUUGGCUAAGGAGUGAAUAGGACUAUACUUCUGAUCUAACUAAGCAUCUCCACUAUAGUGUGUGCCUUUUGUAAUGGAAAAAGGGAGAGUGAAGCAAAGCACGGGUGUGGCCUUAGGAUGAAACUGGAAUAUCCCUGCUUAUUUGCCUGAACAGUAUGUGUAAGCCAGCACUGUGGGUUCAGGGAAGACGUUCUGCAAACCACAUACGGCCAUUUUCAGAUCAGCAGUCACCUAUCUCUUAGCUCUAGCAAUCCCAAAAGUGAACCUCAAGUCUGUGACCACAAGCCACAAAAUUCAGAAAUGAAAUUUUCAGAUCCGUAUUGAUAACCCCCAUGUCAAUCUCCCAGCCUCACACCCACUCAUCUUGGAGAAGUUCCAAACAGGUUUGGCCCCACCUUUUGGCCCCUAGGCCCCCUCUAAUGCCCCCAAGAGAUUGAUAUCAGUACCCUGGUUUCUCUCUGCCUGGGCAUCCUUUCUUAGUGUGCAACUGCAUGGACACAGGAACAGAAAAAGUAUGAGAAGAGAAUGGUGGAGCUGCAGCUCCCCAUGUGAGUGUAGCUAGGAAUGAUCUAGGACCACAUUAGGAUGCUGACAGCCAGACCUUUGCCCAGAGCAUGCAAAUGGGGAGGGGAGUCUGGAGGUGAGCUGUGUGAACAAACACGCCCAGGUACCUGGCACACCUGGUCCAAAAAACUACCUUCAAGAAACACUGUUCUAGAAGUUUGACUGCCAUGGGCCAUGGGAGAAGUGGGAAGAGCCUUACUGAGAGUUCUUUUAACCCAGCACACAUCUGCUGAUUCACCUGACCCCAGAGCACCAUUUAGGACUAGACUUCCUUGUUGACCCCUUACUUGCUUUAUCUUCCCAGAACUUUUUGCUCCACCCACAUCAGUUUGAAUGCCUCCGAUGAGUUCACAGCACUGUGCCAAGCAUGGUGCUCUGUAACUGCUGCAGGUCACUGGAAAGGCUCCUCAAUCACAAAAUUUCUCCUCCUGCUUUUGGAUGCAGUCUCUGCAUUUCCACAAAGAGUUUUCACAGUCCCCCAGAGAAAGAUAACAUCUUAAGCUGUAAUUAGAUAACACUUUAGCAAUUAGUUAAUUGUCUUAGAAAACCCCAGGGUGGGUGUAGGCACAGAGAUACUGAUGAGGGAGGAGCCUUCUAAAGUUAGACUUCAGCAACCUCACUCACAGAUGAAACAGGUCAACAAUGAGUGGACAGGUGAGUCCUGGAAACAGAAAGGACAAUUCUGCUUUGAAACACCCUAUCCUCCCAGGACCAGAAGUAGGUUGCAACUGCCUUCAGACAAUGAGGCCCCUUAGCCAUCCCCACCCAUCUGCAACAGCUAAGGACGGUGUAGAGGCUCCGCCACCACGCUCUGGCAGCCUGGGAGGCUGAUGUACAGAUGUACCUCAACUCACAUAACAGCCAUGCUCCUAAUGUUGUAUAUGGACAUUUUUAUAACUCAACUCAUAUUCUGACUGUACUUGAGAAGCUGGCUAUUUAAAGGAACCCAGAGGUGAAUUCUUUUGUAAAGAAUCCUUUUGUAAUGCAAUUAUCCCUUAAUGUAAUUGUUUUGUAAGUUUGGAUUUUUGUAUACUGGGUUUACCUUAAGCUUCUCUACUGAAGCAUUCUGAGCAAGGGUGAUAGUAUGCCAGACAGCCUUGCCUAUCCACACAGUAGACAACCAGUGCACGGCUUCGCAAGUAUAUUCUGAGGAACUUCGUGGCCAAAACUGUGGACAGGAUGCAGCAAGCAGCAGCAGGGACUGAAAGCAGGCUUACUGCUGUCAGCAUUACUUGAAAUGCCUCCAUGAUCUGGAUAAAGAAAAACAAGGCGUAAUUGCUUGUGGUGAGAUGAUGCAGUCUUCAUGUUAAGUGGCAAUGGUUGUUUUUAUUGGUAGUAAUUGAACAGUGUUUUGCAAUUAGUGAAACUAUGUUGUGUUUUGUAAAAAGAUUUCAUGAAAGUGGUGGGUCCUUUGAAAAGCCUCCUUCCUGUUCUGCUCCACCUGUUUUCAACUCCCCUUAGGCUCAAAAACACAAAGAUCCGCUGUUUUCAGGGAGGGUGGUUAUUUUGGCAAAGGAGAAAUAGGGGAUGCUGCCUCCUCUUGAGGGCUCCUAUUUCAUGAAAUAGGGAAGGCCUUUGUUCUCAUCCAAGCUCUGGUGCUGAGACACCUGGAACAGGACCACCUGAUUGUAUCCCACACCCCAACCCAUUUCCCAUGGGGGAAUUCCUGGAACAGAAAGCACACAGUAAAGCUUGACUGGGUGAGUUGGAACAGGCAGGGCUAGUCGGUUCAUGUAAAUAAUAAUGAGUCCCAGAGCACAGAUGCCUCCAACAAGAGAGAUGUUGGAAAAAUGACUAGGGCAGGCAAGUGAGGCAGCCACAGGGACCCAAUCAGUUGAGGUCUUCAAUAUGCCUGGAGGUGACCCUCCACUGUUCAUGGAUCUUGCUGCUGCACAAACCCUACACAGGAGCUGCUGCUUCUGUGCUGACGAGAGACCCUGGAGGUGAAGCGACUGCCAAGCAAUCAUUUGGGCAGCAGGCUUCUCAGUGCUGGUGGAGUGACUAGAGCAGUGGAGCUAACAAGCUCUUCCUUGGCAUGGAUAAAGAAUGAAGGGUAAAGAAACUCCUUAGAGCCUCUCUGCCUCCUAACUCGUAUUUUUGAUAAGCAAACCAUAAAAUCCAGCCAGUCUAGGAAGGAAAUUGUGUUCUAGUCCUCAAAACCACUUCACUGCCUGCACUGUUUAAGUUACUGCUCUCACACACCUAUGCUGUCAGUCUAAUCCAGGAUUCCCCCACUCCUUUUUUAGUUUAGUUCCUAGUUGUUUUAUGAAAAUAACGU
This is a messenger RNA of Manis javanica (Malayan pangolin), 7654 nucleotides long. RefSeq names its product glutamate ionotropic receptor NMDA type subunit 3A (gene GRIN3A). The record is from RefSeq and is a predicted model, not a curated record. Gene Ontology annotation, molecular function: ligand-gated monoatomic ion channel activity; signaling receptor activity. Gene Ontology annotation, biological process: monoatomic ion transport. NCBI's taxonomy places the organism in Eukaryota, Metazoa, Chordata, Mammalia, Pholidota, Manidae. Gene Ontology annotation, cellular component: membrane.